Molecule: messenger RNA, 1707 nt
Organism: Ostreobium quekettii
Lineage: Eukaryota; Viridiplantae; Chlorophyta; Ulvophyceae; Bryopsidales; Ostreobiaceae
Source: the annotation of a GenBank genome assembly
AUGCUCCCCGCCACGACCGCUGGGCGCUGGCUGGCGGGCCGCCCCGCGCUGGUCCCUCUUCCGCCGCGUGCUCGAUGCGGUACCUGGGCGGCCAGGCCUGGCCGCGGGCCAUUGUUGCCUGCGCGGAAACCUUUGCCGAAAUUCGAUCCGCGGCCCGCGAUCGGCUACGUGGAAGCUCCCGCGGACGAGGCGUCCACGGAGGAUGGGGUCGCCUCCGAAGAUGAGACGUUCCAAUGGACGAAGAAUUGGUAUCCGAUCAUUCCAUUGGAUCUGCUGGAGGAGAGCCAAGGGGAGGGAUUCGAGAGCGGGCUGCCGCAGAUUCAGAGGCAGGCCAUCCUUGGGCGGAACAUCGUGCUGUGGAAGGACGCCGAGGGGAAGUGGCGGGCCGUGGAGGACCGGUGCUCGCACAGGCUGGCGGCCCUGUCGCUGGGGAGCGUGCAGGAGGACGGCACCCUGGCGUGUCGCUACCACGGCUGGUGCUUCAAUGGCAAGGGAGAGUGCACCCGGAUUCCCCAGGCCGUCGAUGCCGCCUCUGAGGCCACAGCUUGUGCCAGCUCUCGCUCCAGGGUCCAGGCAUUCCCCACAACUGAGGCACAUGGCCUGUUGUGGGUGUGGCCUGAUGACAGCCCCUCUGCUUGGGAGGACGCCUCUUCUGCAGAACCUGCAUCUGGCAGGGUGCAGGGUCCUGAGGCAAAAUGGGGUGUGGUGGAUGUGCCCGUAUCAUACGUCACAUCGGUGGAGAAUGUCGUAGACCCAAGCCAUGCAAACUUUGCGCACGAGGGCCAAAGCUUCUUUGGGUCGAAAUUCAGCCCUCGUCAUAAUCGUACAAUCGACGUGUUCAAGGCAUUGCAGCGUCCCUCUCAGAAGGGAGGCAUCCACAUUCAGUAUACCGCCCCUUCGAAGGACGACAAUGGUUCCAUUCAGGAAACGCUGUUCCGGCCUCCAACCCUGACCACGAUACAAUUACAGCCCAGUGGUAUGCCCAGUGAUACAAGUUUUGAACUGCACUGGGUACCAUGCCGUCCAGGCCUUACUCGUACAUUAUUUGGCAUCUCCAGCAAGCCCCUCAAAACAUCGACUGAAGAAAAGGCAAGCUUUUCCCAAAAGGUGGUGUUGGCAAUGAAGACGUUUUCGCUCAUCUUUGGCCUCAUCCAGAUGAAGAUUGUACCGAAGUUUCUGAGGCACAUCAACGAACAGAAUUACAUAAGUCGGCAGGACAUGGUGACGUUGCACACUGAGGACCUUGAGCUAUUCAGGAGCAACAGACCGUGGCAGCAACAGUUCUACCUGCCCACCCUCUCCGAUGUUGGUGUUGUCAACUUUCGUCAAUGGCUGACCCGCUUUGGAGGUGGAGGACCAAAAUGGUAUGGAGGGCAGUCGGAGAAAGAGGCCAUUGAGAACAUAAAGUACUCUGACCUCUUCAACAGGUGGGAGCAGCACAGCAAGUACUGUGCAACAUGUCGCAAGACGCUGAAGACUCUUGGUUUCCUGGAAUCUGCACUUCCCAAGGUUGCCAUUUGUCUACUGGGAGUCUCAGCCGCAUUGGCGGCAUUCAGAACUGCUGAACCGCGGAUGGCUGUGAUGGCUCUCGUUGCAGCGGUACUUGCCAUGCUCGGGCAGUAUUGGGCCCAGAAGAUUCGAAGCCGUCUGAUCACUCAUGUUCCCAGCACUGGCAUUCCAGAAUUCUCAUUGAAUUGGGGUUCAUGA